Messenger RNA from Tuber aestivum (summer truffle), 3725 nucleotides. NCBI's taxonomy places the organism in Eukaryota, Fungi, Ascomycota, Pezizomycetes, Pezizales, Tuberaceae. The record is from the annotation of a GenBank genome assembly.
GACCAUCCCUACUCCGGCUCCCCUCUAUCUGCUGACAUUUCUUUUAGAACCUCAGCCUCUAUAGAGAUUCUAGACACCCUUGCGUAAAAUGACAGAGUACGUGUAGUCUUUCUGCUCCUACUUCGAUUGAGCUGCCCUCGAUAGACUAUUGACAAUUUUGAUAUAGACCAGCGCGCCAGCAGUAUGGUGUUACACCGCCGAUAUCCGUUGCGACACCUACUGACAAGGAAGUUGAGCGCAAUCAAGCUCUUAUCGAAGAGUUGAAAAAGCAGGGCAGCUUCGAGGGAGCGGAAGAGAGUCAGAAGCGGUUUGUGCCUUCACUUUGAGCGCCAAUCAGUCUCAUUGGUUAAUUGGGGUUGUGUGUGUGUGUGAUAGUGUCAUGGUUCUGAAUACCCUACAGAAUCUUACCGAAAGCUUUGUGAAGAAAGUUUGUGCCAAUAAAGGCAUGCCCGAACACAUUAUUAAAAAUUCAGGGGGGAAGAUCUUCACUUAUGGGAGCUACCGCUUGGGUGUAUACGCGCCGGGUGAGUACUCGCAAUUUUAUUUUUUUAUACUCCUAGCGAUUCGCUCUUUGUGAGCUAAACAUUUCCACUUUGUCACAGGUUCUGAUAUCGAUACUCUUCUCGUUACUCCGGCGCACAUUACGCGGCAUGACUUCUUCGCAACCCUUCCUGCCAUGCUCCAGGAAUUGGUUCCCCCGCCGGAAGAUCUUUCAAUGGUUCCCGACGCCUUCGUCCCAAUUAUAAAAUUCAAAUUACAAUCCAUCUCUAUCGAUUUGAUCUUUGCGAGGCUUGCCAAUGUUAACUCGGUUCCGAAGGAUAUGGCGCUCAGUGACAAGGAGCUUCUAAGGGGGUGUGACGAAGUUAAUCUUCGCUGUUUAAAUGGCACUCGAGUAACUGACGAAAUAUUAACUCUUGUUCCUAAGCCCGGCGUCUUUAGGAUGGCUUUGAGGGGGAUAAAGCUCUGGGCACAACGUAAAUAUCGCUCUCCAGAAGCUGUUCCUUUGCUGACUUGGUGUUAAGGGCGUGCUAUCUAUGCCAAUGUUAUGGGAUUUCCUGGUGGUGUGGCUUGGGCUAUGCUUGUUGCUAGGAUCUGUCAACUUUACCCCAUGGCUGUUAGCUCAGUUGUCAUAAGCAAGUUCUUCAAGAUUUUGGCUAAUUGGACUUGGCCUCAACCAGUCCUUUUGAAGGGUAUUGAAGAUGGUCCACUGAGUGUUCGGGUUUGGAAUCCUAAGGUAAGCUAUAUUGGGUCGAAUCGGAGUGCCCUUAAAUGCUAAUGCGUCCAAGAUCUAUCCCUCGGAUCGCGGACACCUAAUGCCCAUCAUUACCCCGGCGUAUCCAAGUAUGUGCGCUACCCACAACAUAACCAAAUCCACCAAAUCAAUUAUCAUUCGAGAAAUGAAACACGCUGCUGAGAUCAUGGACGGAAUCAUGGUUGGAAACUUGAGCUGGGACAGGCUCUUUGAGCGACAUUCAUUCUUUACAAAUGGCUAUCGGUACUACUUGAGUGUAGUCGCUGCUGCUAAAGACAAAGAUACAUUACUUGGAUGGUAGGCUGUUUCCCCCAUUUUUUACCCUCAAGUGUCUCACUAUGGGUAGGUCCGGCCUUGUGGAGUCUAAGCUUCGUCACUUAGUCAUGAAGCUCGAAAUUCUUGAAACCAUCAAGCUUGCACACCCCUUCAACAAAGGAUUUGAUAACGUUCACUUUUGUGAGACCGAGGAGGAAGCUAUCCGUAUUGCUAACGGUGAGAUAAAAGCUAUUGAUAACCAAACGGGCGUCAAGACAGUAGUCACAGAUCUCAAAGCAGAGCAGAAUGGGAAUGCCGAGAGGAAAGAAGACGAAUCCAAGUUUAAAGUUUACACCACAACUUAUUAUGUUGGGUUGGAGAUUAACACCGGUAAUUACUUUUUAUUGUCCCAAAAUUCGUCUUUACUUACCCACCCAGAAAUUUCGAAGCACAUCGACAUAUCCUGGGCGAGUCAAGAGUUCUUCGAAACCUGUAAAACCUGGCCAUCCUAUAACGAGGAUGAACACUCUAUCCAUAUAAAUCUCACGCGCAAGUAAGCAUAUUCCAAGCUCUUUUUUUUUUCUUUUUCAUCUUGGAUUUGGGGACCAUCUCGACUUACGAGAUAUUGACAUCAGCUUUGAGCUCCCGGGAAACGUUUUCCAACCUGGCGAGACUAGGCCAGUGAAAAAAACCAAAAAGAAAAUCAUCAAGAGGAAGGCUGGCACUGCAAAUGGCGGGUCGGCCGCAAAAAAGAGAUCAGCGGAUGAGGUACGUAAGGGUUCUACAUGUUGUCCUAAACGGGAGGAGGUAAGGUGCAAAAAAGGGGCAAGAACACAAGAGGAACCCCACUGGCAGACUCCUAAUUAGCGCCAUCGGCGAGAAAAAAGAGUGUUCUGAGAGUAGUUGACCCCCUCAAGGCUACAGAAUAUGAAAAUUGUGUGAAAAAUGGAAGAAAAAAGCAUGAGAACAAAUGAAAGGAAAAGGAGGAACAAGAAAAAAAAAAGAUGAGAGAAAGAGGAAAAAAUCUCAGCAAAAAUGGAUCAGUUUGCAAAACCUCCUCCCCGACUAUGGACCAAGAGAUGAAUAGCAGUAAUGCUCUGAAUAGAGCAACGAAUUGGCUAAUUGCAUGUCACCACCCGAUUCAUGGCGGUUCCAUCUCAUAGGCUUCGAUCAACGAUGACACUAAACGUGCAAGGCAGACUUCUGUCCACCAACAACCUGCACAGGCAUAGUCCCUUCGGGGAUAUUUAGAGUGGGGCUAUCGUGCGAAUUACCUCUCCUUUCCUUCACCCUUCUCUCACAUCUGUUCCUGUACUUGGGCCAGGUUUUCUUCCAAAGUUGGCUCAAGAUAUUUCUGCGUGAUGAUCUAGAGUGCCCUGAGUGUCUAUGGGUUCACGGAUUCUGAUAAUUCUCUCUUACCGUUUAGAUGCGAUAGGUAUCGAUCCCCCGAACAAAAGCGUGUUCUCUCCUUUUUUUUUUCUCUUUCGCCUUUCAUUGCCCUUUUUUUUCACCCGGAUAUCAAUUGGGAUCUGUCACCUAAGCCUAUGGCUACAUUCGACUUCUACUCGCGCUCGCAUGUGUUGGGAUUUGUUUUGUGAUCAACGCACCCGAGUACUCAUUCAUGGUCGCUGGCCUGCUUCCCCUUCCUGCUUCUUUCAAAGGCCACUAACAAAAUCACAACCACCAUCACGAAAAAAAGCAACAUUUCUUGAUGGAAUGUCCCGUCCAACUGGGGGGGGUUUUUUUUUCUCUUCUACUCAUCACAGUGGAUUAAUCUAUGCCAACCGUACAUUGUUCUCCGGCAGCUGUUCAACAUUAAGGACCAACAACAUCCAUCUUUUCAGUUCCAUAGAAUUUUGAAUCGGAGAUGGAUUGAUCAGUACGGGACUAUAGGCAGCCACUAGAGGACUUAGCUGCGCAACUCAAAGAACGCUCUUAUGAUUUGGUAGUCUGCAUAAGGCUGGGAUUUUUACAUCUUGGAUUUUCUUUCGUGUAAUGCAUAGUCUAGCCUUCCGUUGUAUCGCAGCAACUAUUCUAAUGCCGUUGUUGUUCAUCCGCAGAGCUUUAAUUCCUUUUGUCACUUGGCUCAUUAGUAUAUCACUUGCUUGGGUGGUCUUUCCUUUGACUUUGAUUUUUUUUUUCGCGAUUCUAAAAUAAAGUUUAGCGUUUGGGAUUGUAUAGUAUAAGUAUUUGUAGUACGAAGCAAUCUUUUCCCCCA